This is a messenger RNA of Punica granatum (pomegranate), 1262 nucleotides long. Lineage: Eukaryota; Viridiplantae; Streptophyta; Magnoliopsida; Myrtales; Lythraceae. The record is from RefSeq and is a predicted model, not a curated record.
CACACAUAUAUAUAUGUAUGUAUACAUAUAUGACGAGAUGGGCAUUUCUCUCGUCACUACCAACUCCAUCAAAAUCAAUUCUGAGAUCGAGGGGAUUCAUUUGUUAGGUCAUUUCUCUCAAAUGGAAGCUCAAUUUCUUAUUCAAUCUCUUCUUGCACUGCUUGGAGUCGCUUUCUUGUUGAAUGCUACGACCCUGGCGAGUCAGUUGGAGGUUCACUUCUACCGGAACUCAUGCCAACAGGCCGAGUUCCUAGUGAAGAAGAUCAUGAAGGAGCGGGUUAGCCAGGACCCAUCUCUCCCUGCUGGCCUGCUUCGGCUCCAUUUCCACGACUGUUUCGUCAGGGGAUGUGACGCUUCUGUUCUAUUAGACAGCAAAGGCGAAAACGUGGCAGAGAAAGAAGCUCCUCCAAAUUUAACCCUUAGAGGGUUCGAGGUAAUCGAUGAGAUAAAAGCUGAACUCGAGAAGAGCUGCAAAGGCGUUGUCUCCUGUGCAGACAUUCUCGCGCUUGCGACCCGAGAUGGAGUUGCUUUGUCCGGUGGAUCCGCGUAUGCUCUCCCCACUGGCCGACGAGAUGGGUUGGUUUCGAAAAUCAGCGAUGUUCAUCUUCCUGCACCAUCGUUCUCGGUUUCUGAUGCCAUUAACGCCUUUCAGUCGAUUAACAUGACCUUGCAGGAGCUCACUACUUUACUAGGGGCACAUGCACUAGGAUUCUGCCAUUGCGGGUUCUUCGUGGAAAGGCUGUACAACUUCAAGGGCACAGGCCAACCUGACCCGAACAUCGACCCGUCCUUCCUUCAGACCCUAAGGAAAAAAUGCCCACCUCCAGGACCAGUGGCCUUCAAUUUUAGCACCGACCCAACGGUCUUCAUGACCCCGUCUUCAGGCACGCCCUUCAGGUUGGACAGCUCCUUCUUCAAGGGAGUCAUUGAGGAGCAAGCCAUCCUUCAGCUCGACCAGGAGCUUGGAUUCACUGAUCUAACAAGGAAGAUCGCAGCUGACUAUGUGAACAGGCCGCAUGUGUUUCGGAGGAAGUUUGCCAAGGCCAUGAUCAAAUUGGGGAGCGUGGGGGUCUUAAGGGGGCGGGAAGGGGAGAUUAGGGAAAAUUGUAGAAGGGUCAAUACGGGGAACGCAUUGAAUUGAAUUCUUAUUUAUUAAACUACUUUAAUAAUCACGUGCAAUUUAUGUGAAAAUAAUGUAUUCAAUGCACUAUUCUUUUAUAGUACAUGCUUAUGGACGUCAUCUUUUGCAAACUCUCAACUUG